AUGGUGAAGAGAAAGAGCGAACAGAUCGAGUCGCGCAAGCAGGAGCAGGAGGAAUUUGAAGACUCCUCGUCCGAAGACGAUAUCCAGGUGGAUGGACUCUUGGACGACUCCGAAAGCGACGAGUUUGAGAGCGCUGACGAGGAGCCAGAAGAGGAAGAAGACUCUGACGCAGAGUUCAACAGAAUUUUGGCGGAGGGUUCGAGCGGUGACGAGGACGAGGACGAGCCAAAGGAGCCGUCCAUCACAGACAAACUCUCGGGGAUCAAGAUUCGGACGCUGAGCUCGACGAGCUCGAACGGGGAAGUGCGCAGUAAAUAUCACGAUGGUUCGGAGCGGAUACUCAGACCGGAAAUCAAUCCGGUGUACGACUCUGACGACUCUGAUAGAGAGGAGAGCAACACAAUUGGAAACGUGCCCAUUUCUGCGUACGACGAGUACCCACACAUUGGAUACGACAUCAACGGAAAGAGAAUCAUGAGACCGGCCCAAGGGUCUGCUCUGGAUCAGCUACUGGAGAACAUCGAUUUGCCCGAAGGGUGGACCGGUUUGCUCGACAAAGAAACAGGCUCGUCGCUUAAUAUCACUGCCGACGAGCUUGAGCUGAUCAGAAAAAUCGAAAAGAACGAGAACACAGACGACACCAUCAACCCCUACGAGCCAACCAUCGAGUGGUUCACUAGCAAGACGGAGGUCAUGCCGCUGACGGCUGUUCCCGAGCCAAAGAGACGGUUCGUUCCGUCCAAGCACGAGGCCAAACGGAUCAUGAAGAUCGUCAAGGCUAUCAGAGAGGGCCGCAUUGUUCCUCCGCAUCUCAAGAAGCAGCAUGACGAGGAGGAGGAACUCAACUUCGACCUUUGGGGAGCAGACAUCGAUAACACCCAGGAUCACGUGAUGACGUUGCGUGCGCCGAAGCUGUCCCCACCAACAAACGAGGAGAGUUACAACCCGCCAGAAGAGUAUUUGAUGAGCGAGGAGGAGCGCAAAAAGUGGGAGGAGAUGGAUCCUAGCGAGAGAGAGAAGAACUUUGUUCCACAGAAGUACGGGGCCCUGCGUAAGGUUCCUGGCUACCAGGAGAGUGUGCGGGAGCGGUUCGAGCGGUGUUUGGACCUGUAUCUUGCGCCUCGUGUGCGGAAGCAGAAACUGGACAUUGAUCCUGAGUCGUUGAUCCCGGAGCUUCCAUCGCCAAAGGACCUGAGACCAUUCCCUGUGCGCACGUCGACCGUUUACGAGGGCCACACGGGCCGGAUUCGGGCAAUUUCCGUCCAUCCUAGCGGAAACUGGCUGGCAACCGGAUCUGACGACGGCACUGUGCGUGUUUGGGAGGUGCUCACUGGACGCGAAUUGUACAAGUACGAGAUCAUUGAGGACGAGGAGGACCAUGUGGAGGCCCUCGAGUGGAAUCCGCAAUCGGACGUUGGUUUGCUGGCCAUCACUUGCGGUGCUACCAUUUUCCUAGUUGUGCCACCAGUUUUCGGUUUCGAGACAGAAAACCGGUCCAAGUUGCUAGUGGAGGACGGUUGGGGUUACGCCAAGACCGGCAGCGACACCGUCGAGGGCGAGGACGGUGAGAACACGGGCAAGACCGCGGCGGCCGUGUGGCACAAGCCCAGCUCCGAGCAGGUCGGAAACGGCGUCUGUGCCGUCAUCCGUGUUUCCAAGGGAGGUUCCUCUGCAGGAACGUUCAAGCGGGUGUCCUGGCACCGUCGUGGCGACUAUUUCGUCACUGUUUCGCCCGAAGGAGGCCACAAGACGUCUGUUCUGAUCCACCAGCUCUCGCGUCACGCGUCGCAGUCGCCAUUCAACAAGAGCAAGGGAAUCGUGAUGGACGCUAAGUUCCAUCCUUCCAAGCCGAUUUUGGUGGUGAUGUCGCAACGGUACAUUAGAAUUUACAAUCUGCAGCAGCAGCAGCUGGAGAAGAAGCUGCUUCCGGGCGCCAGAUGGCUUUCGUGCAUGGAUAUCCAUCCGCGCGGCGGUGACCAUAUUCUGGCCGGUUCGUACGACAAGCGUGUUCUGUGGCACGAUUUGGAUCUCAGCUCCACGCCUUAUAAGACCCUGCGGUACCACGACAAGGCUGUGCGUGCGGUGGCCUACCACAAGGGCGGUCUGCCGCUGUUCUGUUCUGCUGCCGACGACGGAACCGUGCACGUUUUCCACGGCACCGUCUACGACGACCUGAUGAACAACCCGUUGCUGGUUCCUUUGAAGAAACUGACCGGCCACAAGGUGAUCAACAGUUUGGGAGUUCUGAACGUGUGCUGGCAUCCGUCGCAAGCAUGGCUCUUCACCGCGGGAGCAGACCACAAGGCCAGACUCUGGACCGACUGA
Molecule: messenger RNA, 2325 nt
Organism: Ogataea philodendri
Lineage: Eukaryota; Fungi; Ascomycota; Pichiomycetes; Pichiales; Pichiaceae
Exons: 1
Coding region: 1-2325 (774 amino acids)
Biological process (GO): ribosome biogenesis; maturation of LSU-rRNA from tricistronic rRNA transcript (SSU-rRNA, 5.8S rRNA, LSU-rRNA)
Cellular component (GO): PeBoW complex; preribosome, large subunit precursor
Molecular function (GO): ribonucleoprotein complex binding; protein binding
Source: RefSeq, a predicted model, not a curated record